GGUUGGGUCGCUGUGUAUCUGUCCGCGUCAGUUUGAUUCGUACUCUAUUGAUUAAAAUCUUGCUUUAUGCACCGAAAUUUAAUAUAUAAAAAAUCUUGCAUUAUUGCAGUAUGAAAAGGAAUCGUUUAGAUACAAAGUAAAUUUUUCUGAUAUAAUAUAUCAAUUUCAAUGGGAAGUGAAGCGAAAACAUCAAAAGCGGAAGCGAUCAUUCAAAGCUUAAAUGUCGGCAAUGCAAAGAAACUUGCGUUUUUUAUGGUAAUAGGUUUUAUCAUUUAUCACGGUUUAUUACAUUUACGCUACGGGAGUGAUUCAUGCAAGUGGUUAUUGAGCGAUGGCAGAUUCAAAGGUAACAAGGAGUGGCAGCCUUUCGGAUGCAUGUUGCAUAAAUAUACCGAAACUGACACACGAAAAUGUUUCCGGUACCUUGCGUUUUGGGGAAAUCAGAAUCAUUUUGUUUUCAUAGGCGACGUUCGAAUCCGAACUCUGUAUUUGGAAAUGAUUAAUCAUCUCAAACCAAAAGAUGCUGAAAAUGCUUCUAUUCAAUCGGCACAGGGCAAAACGGAAAAUCUUCAGUUUGUUGAUUACAAAUUACGUCUGCAGAUCAACUACAUUUAUACGAAUGGAAUUUCGAAAACUAUGAUUGAUGAGUUCACCAAAUGGCAGCACGAAGAGGAUCCACCCAGUCUUAUCGUGGCGAGUUGUACGUAUUCGACGUUUUCGAACGGGAAUGUUACUAAAGAGUUGCAGAGAGCAUUUGAGAAAAAUUUGACAAAAAUGGUGAAACCUAUCGAUAAUUUGAUUGCCAAAAAGUCCAAAGUGAUUUGGAAGCUUCAGGAUCCGAUCGAUCACGAACGAAUCAACGAUGAGUGGAAAAACGUUCAAAACGAUGACAUCGACAAAAUCAAUCAAGUAGUUUAUGAUAUAUUGAGUUAUUCGGAUGCCAAAAUUUGGUCCUCUUCGAAGAUGAUUGCUUCCGGUUUAGUAGAUGAGUUUGUCGAUGGCCAUAAGCUAGGCAUGCUAGCUCUGAAGCACGACAUCCAAAUUUUACUGAAUAUGUAUUGCAAUGAUUAUAUGAACUAUAACGAUGGAACAUGCUGCAGUAGUGCUGAAUCUUAUACAAUUAUUCAGAUCAUUACAUACGCUUUGUUGGGAGUUUGUCUCGCUAUUGCAUGCGCUAUGAUUAUUCGUCGUUGGUUGUUGCGAUUUCGUGGUGCGAACAUAUACAUGCCGCUAAGUCAAACUGGUGUCCCGACAACUUCGGCAGAUUCGCAGUCUCCAAUUUUGGCGCUCGCUUCGUUGGCGCUCAUAAUGGCAUACUUCUAUCUUUGUGAUAGGACGAACUUCUUUAUGAAAGAAAACAAGUACUAUUCGGAAUUCAGCUUCUGGAUACCGGUUGGCUACGUUUUUGUUCUGGGUCUGUUUUUCACCGAAGACAGUAAGUUUACUAAAGUGCUGCAUCGUGAUCAAACUGAUGAACUCAAAGGAUGUAUGCAGUUGGUCAUUCUCAUCUAUUACAUGACCGGUGCAUCUCACGUACUGCCGAUCUAUAUGCACAUCAAGGUUUUGAUUAGUGCUUAUUUGUUUCUAUCUGGUUACUGCCAUUUCACGUAUACUUGGCAAACUGGAAACACGGGUUUAGUGCGAUUUCUGCACGUAAUGUUUAAAAUUAAUUUUCUCACAGUUGUGCUGUGUCUUUGCAUGAACCGGCCUUACCAGUUUUACUUUUUCGUACCGUUAUUAUCCUUUUGGUAUUGUAUGAUUUACUUUCUGUUUUCGAUUCCUCCUCGAAUAACAGCUCAGAGCUCAGACAAUAAUGCUUACCAAUAUUUGUAUGUCGUGCUUAAAUUUGUGUGCAUGUUAAGUGUCAUCACGAUUCUGUACAUGAGUGAAGUGUUUUUUGAACGGAUUUUUGUUACUCGACCAUGGAAAGCACUUUUUGUCACUACUGACGAUGAUAUUCAUGAAUGGUGGUACCGGUGGAAACUGGAUCGUUAUACCAUUACAUAUGGAAUGAUUUUUGCCGCUAUAUUCCAUAUAGCCCAACGUUACUACGUUUUUGACGACAACAACCAUGGAAAUCUUUUUUCAAGGCGCAUCUCUCUCACCUCAACGCUAGCCGCUAUUAUUGGAAUUGGUUUCUAUACCACUUGGAGUUUUUUCUGUCGUAAUAAACAGAACUGCGAGGAAAUCCAUUCCUAUGUGGUAUUCAUACCCAUAGUGAGCUACAUUGUGUUGCGAAACAUAUCGGGAAUCUUGCGCACUCGUUACUCAACGUUUUUCGCUUGGUUCGGGCGAAUUUCUCUUGAAUUGUUUAUUUGCCAAUACCAUAUUUGGUUGGCGGCUGAUCGUAAUGGAGUGCUCGUACUUUUGCCUGGCUUUCCUACACUGAAUGUACUAAUUACGUCGUUUAUUUUUGUUUGCGUUUCACAUGAAAUUCAUCGCUUAACGACGGUUCUUUUGCCCUAUGCAGUUCCCAAUGAUUGGAAGUUGGCCCUCCGCAACAUACUCAUUUUUGCGGUGCUUCUUAUUCCCAUAGGAAGGUACGACGGUAUGUUUUAGACAAAGCAUAAAAAUUAUGUGUAACGAAUAUCAUAGAAUAACAUUUAGAAUAAAAAGUUUAGUUGUUUUUGUGGUACAGCGUAGCUCCCGAUUUUUGUUGUUGCAUGGUAGCUGUCAUUUUACGUUUAUAUAAUGAUUAAGUCAACGAAUUUCCUUAGAUGAUAACAUUGCUAUGAAGCAUCAUCAAGUUGUUCGAUAUAAUUGAAUUUUGCACAAUUUUACAGAUAUGUAACAUAAUGCAUCAUUUGUUAUGGUUAGCAUUAAAAUACU
This is a messenger RNA of Sabethes cyaneus, 2829 nucleotides long. RefSeq names its product N-acetylneuraminate 9-O-acetyltransferase. NCBI's taxonomy places the organism in Eukaryota, Metazoa, Arthropoda, Insecta, Diptera, Culicidae. The record is from RefSeq and is a predicted model, not a curated record. The transcript is spliced from 4 exons. The coding region runs from base 169 to 2559 and encodes 796 amino acids.